Lactuca sativa (garden lettuce) is the source of this 2194-nucleotide messenger RNA. Its product is annotated as 4-coumarate--CoA ligase 1. Lineage: Eukaryota; Viridiplantae; Streptophyta; Magnoliopsida; Asterales; Asteraceae. The record is from RefSeq and is a predicted model, not a curated record. Gene Ontology annotation, molecular function: CoA-ligase activity.
UUCGGUUCUAAUUUGAUUCGGCUGAGUUGAGUCUCAAACCGAUCCCGUUUAUGUGUUCCGUGUAGUGUGGUAGGUAGCCAAAAGGAAGAAAGAAAAGAAGUGUCAAGUGUGGCUCCUAUGUUUUUCAAGUCAACUUGAUCCGAUCGGCACCCAACUGGGUGGACCCAACACAACCCUUACCAAUAAUACCUAACCCAUCAUCCACCAACCACACUUCCACUCCGAUUUUACCCCUCUGAUUACCCCUUAAUUACCAUCCUGUCCUCCUCCACCAACCCCCGCCAACGAUCAACUCACCACCAACCUCCGCCAUCCAUAUAAGCGUUUUUCCUCCCGAACAAUUUCCAGCAACACACAACAAAUUCCACAAUACAAAAAAAAAAAAGGAUACUUCACGAUGGAAGCAAAGACGGAGACCAUUUUCCGAUCACGUCUGCCGGACAUUUAUAUACCCAAGCAUCUCUCUUUGCACGCGUAUUGCUUUGAAAAUAUUUCCAAGUUCAGUGAUCGACCGUGCUUGAUUGACGGCGCCACCGGUGUUGUAUACAGCUAUGCUGACGUCGAGCUCAGCUCACGAAAAGUCGGUUCUGCCCUUCACAAACUAGGCAUCAACAAGGGUGAUGUCAUCAUGAUUUUGCUUCCCAAUUCGCCGGAAUUUGUCUUCUCGUUCCUUGGCGCUUCCUUCAUCGGCGCCGUCUCAACAAUGGCGAACCCGUUCUUCACAUCUUCUGAGAUCCUCAAGCAAGCCAAGGCUUCCGGCGCGAAAAUCAUUAUCACUCAAUCAGCACAUGUGGCGAAGCUGAAGGACUUCGCAUCGGAGAAUUCGAUCAAGGUCGUUUGCAUCGAUUCAGCUCCGGAAGAGUGCCUUCACUUCUCGGAGUUGGUUUCCGGCGAUGAGAAGGAGCUUCCUGAAGUUGACAUCUCGUCGGAUGACGUCGUGGCUCUGCCGUAUUCAUCCGGGACUACCGGAUUGCCAAAAGGAGUCAUGUUGACUCACAAAGGGCUGGUGACGAGUGUAGCACAGCAAGUCGACGGUGAAAAUCCGAAUUUAUGGAUUCACAGCGAGGAUGUACUGAUGUGCGUUUUGCCAUUGUUUCACAUCUACUCGUUAAAUUCGAUCUUGUUGUGCGGAUUACGCGCAGGGGCUGCUAUUCUCAUCAUGCAAAAAUUCGAUAUAGUUCCAUUUCUGGAGCUGAUUCAGAAGUACAAAGUCACAAUCGGACCGUUCGUGCCUCCUAUAGUUUUAGCAAUCGCGAAAAACGCAGACGUUGUGGAUAAAUACGAUGUAUCGUCGAUUCGAACGGUAAUGUCCGGCGCGGCGCCGUUGGGCAAAGAGCUUGAAGACACCGUAAGGAUGAAGUUCCCCAAUGCGAAGCUUGGACAGGGUUACGGAAUGACGGAGGCAGGACCGGUGUUAGCGAUGUGUUUGGCUUUCGCCAAAGAGCCAUUCGAGAUCAAAUCAGGGGCAUGUGGCACAGUAGUCCGUAAUGCCGAGAUGAAGAUCGUCGAUCCAGACACGAAUGCUUCUCUUCCUCGGAAUCAACGCGGUGAGAUCUGCAUUCGCGGUGACCAGAUCAUGAAAGGUUACCUUAACGAUCCGGAAGCAACAAAGAGAACGAUCGUAGACGGGUGGUUGCACACCGGAGACAUCGGGUUCAUUGAUGACGAUGAUGAGCUUUUCAUAGUCGAUCGAUUGAAGGAGUUGAUAAAGUACAAAGGAUUUCAAGUUGCUCCAGCGGAGCUUGAAGCAUUGCUGCUCACACAUCCGCACCUAUCUGAUGCUGCCGUGGUCCCAAUGAUAGAUGAGGGUGCUGGGGAAGUUCCGGUUGCGUUUGUGGUUAAAUCAAACGGCUCAACCGUCACCGAGGACGAAGUCAAGCAAUUUAUCUCCAAACAGGUGGUAUUCUACAAGAGAAUUAACCGUGUGUUCUUCGUCGACACGAUCCCUAAAUCCCCAUCUGGGAAAAUUCUUCGUAAGGAUUUAAGAGCAAAGCUAGCAGCUGGUAUUCCAAAAUAAUCUAUUUGCCCGUUUUUAUCUACAUUUAUUUACGGGUGUUUUUCUUCCAAGUUCAAACGAUCAAUUAUGAUGCACACUACAAUUUUUAAUUUGUAAAAGUACGUUGAUGCGUUGUAUCUAGUCGAUUUAAAAUUGUAAGGAAAAUUACCGAAAUUUAAGUUGAACAUUGUUUGUGUA